AGAAGAAAGAGCGCUUCCUGUAGUGUCAAAGUUCACACACUAGCUUGUCAGAAACCCCAGCUAGCAGAGCAGCUAACGUCCCCGAAAAUACUAUUUCCCCUGUCAAAAUGGAAGUAAAUCAAGCUAAACAGGAACACCUACUUGCGUUAAAAGUGAUGCGCUUAACAAAACCGACACUCUUCACCAACCUGCCGGUGACGUGUGAAGAUCGAGAUCUGCCAGGGGAUUUGUUUGGUCAGCUUAUGAGGGAGGACCCCUCCACCAUCAAAGGAGCAGAGGCGCUAAUGCUGGGGGAGAUGCUGACGUUGCCGCAGAACUUUGGAAAUAUAUUCCUCGGUGAGACCUUCUCGAGUUACAUCAGCGUGCACAACGACAGCAUCCAGAUGGUGAAGGACGUGCUCGUGAAGGCGGACCUCCAGACCAGCUCACAGAGGCUCAACCUCUCGGCGUCCAACUCGGCAGUGGGCGAGCUCAAACCGGAGAGCUGCAUCGACGACGUCAUCCACCACGAGGUCAAAGAAAUUGGGACGCACAUCCUUGUUUGUGCAGUCAGUUACACCACUCAGUACGGGGAGAAGCUCUAUUUUCGGAAGUUCUUCAAAUUCCAGGUCUUGAAGCCGCUGGACGUGAAGACCAAGUUCUACAACGCGGAGAGUGACCUCAGUUCUGUGACGGAUGAAGUGUUCCUGGAGGCGCAGAUCCAGAACAUCACCACCUCCCCGAUGUUCAUGGAGAAGGUUUCCCUGGAGCCCUCCAUGAUGUACAACGUCACGGAGCUCAACACCGUCGCCAGCGGCGACGACGGGGAGUCCACGUUUGGCAAAAUGUCCUACCUGCAGCCCAUGGACACGCGGCAGUACCUGUACUGCCUCAAGCCGAAGCCGGAGUACGCGGAGAAGGCCGGCGUCAUCAAGGGCGUGACGGUGAUCGGGAAGCUGGACAUCGUGUGGAAGACCAACCUCGGGGAGAGAGGGAGGCUACAGACCAGCCAGCUGCAAAGAAUGGCUCCAGGGUACGGAGACAUCCGGUUGUCUUUGGAGACGAUUCCCGACACAGUCAACCUCGAAGAACCUUUUGACAUUAUCUGUAGAAUCACCAACUGCAGCGAAAGAACCAUGGACCUGGUGCUGGAGAUGUGUAACACCAGCUCCAUCCACUGGUGCGGCGUUUCGGGGCGCCAGCUGGGGAAACUCUGCCCGGGGGCCUUCCUCUCUCUGCCCCUCACGCUCCUCUCCUCCGUCCAGGGUCUGCAGAGCCUCUCCGGGUUGAGGCUGACGGACACGUUUCUCAAGAGGACGUACGAGUACGACGACGUCGCACAGGUGUGCGUGGUCUGCCCUUACAGCAGCAACGAGUGCUAGGGAGCGGCAAUGGACCGACGCUGGAAUUCUGCACAUAACCUUUCACUCUUUUUGCGACCUGAGGAGAUCGCACUGUACAUUUUAAAAUUUACUUGUGAAUAAUAUGAAUCCCUUUCUGCUGAAAAUAAUAAUGUAAAUGUGAAUAAAUGUUAGGGUUAUUAAAAUAUCUGCAAUCUUUGAUCAUCA
Messenger RNA from Pungitius pungitius (ninespine stickleback), 1547 nucleotides. RefSeq names its product trafficking protein particle complex subunit 13 (gene trappc13). The transcript has 13 exons. The coding region runs from base 108 to 1361 and encodes 417 amino acids. The record is from RefSeq and is a predicted model, not a curated record. Lineage: Eukaryota; Metazoa; Chordata; Actinopteri; Perciformes; Gasterosteidae. Gene Ontology annotation, cellular component: TRAPPIII protein complex.